Molecule: messenger RNA, 693 nt
Organism: Penicillium riverlandense
Lineage: Eukaryota; Fungi; Ascomycota; Eurotiomycetes; Eurotiales; Aspergillaceae
Product: methyltransferase family protein
Exons: 1
Coding region: 1-693 (230 amino acids)
Biological process (GO): C-terminal protein methylation
Cellular component (GO): membrane; endoplasmic reticulum
Molecular function (GO): protein C-terminal S-isoprenylcysteine carboxyl O-methyltransferase activity
Source: RefSeq, a predicted model, not a curated record
AUGACAGAGCCAGUAUCAGCAAUUCUUGCUGCAGCAAUGAUUGCAGCAGGUUACAUAACCAUCAAGUGCGCAACGCCCCCAAACACAUCCCAGAACCGCCACAACACCGACCGAGUCAGCCUAAUAGUAACGCUCUUGCCAUCAUUACUGCCCCUCGUGAGCGUGGGAUUCAUAUACCACGCGCUCCUAACUAUCCUUCCCUCAUACGCGCCAACACACAUCCCCCAGCUCUGCCCAGGAUACCAAACCACCAACACCGCUCUCUUCACCUGGAACGCGACGACCGCGUCCUCGCUGGCCGCCAUCUUCGUCGGCGGAUACAUACGUCUCGGGGCGUACAGUGGUCUAGGACGCUCAUUUACCUUCCACCUCGCUGCGCCGGAUCAUCUCAUUACGGACGGGAUUUAUCGCUGGAUUCAGCAUCCCAGCUACGUGGGGCUGGGGUUAAUUGUUGCUGGUUGCGAGGGGCUGUUUCUGAGAUGGGACGCGACACCGGCUUGUUGGUUGGGUGAGGAUGUUCUGGCGAGGUUGGAUGGGUGGGGUGUUUCUGUUGAUGUGGGAGCGUUGGCGUUGAGUAUUGCGAUUUGUGCUGCGAGGGUGAAAGAUGAGGAGGAUAUGCUGAGAGGGCAGUUUGGGAAGGAAUGGGAGGCGUGGCAUCGAGAGACGAAGAGAUUCAUUCCGGGAAUUUUCUGA